UAAAUUGUGUGAUUACAAUUGAUCAAAAUAGUGUGUUUGAGUGCAAUUACAUUUAGAACGUAUUUCAUAAUGGAUCAUCCACUUUCUAUGAAGCUAGCAUCUCUCAACCUAAUAUCUCAAAAAAAAUUGGAGAGUAUUCUUGCUUUGUGUGGAGAAAAGUUUGAUUUAAUUAUUGAUCCAGCUCUUAUUAAACCUCUAGAGAGAAUCUGCGGAGUAAAUUGGUUGAAACAACAUGGCAUUGAUAAGAUUUAUAAAAUGGAUCCGCAGUUGGGACCUACAGCAAACCUAAACAAACUGUACUUCAUACCGGCCAGCAUCCUAAAGUACAAAUGUGUUUUAGACCACAUUUCCUCUCUCAUAAGCCAAAAUGCAUCUCUCUCCGAUGGGAACUAUUUCAACAUUAUAAUUGUUCCAAAAGUUGUGGCAUCGUAUGAUCUGAUGUUGGAGAAUAAAGGUUUGUAUGGAAUUGUAAAGCUUCACUCCUUCACAUGGGAAUUUAUGAACCUGGAUGAGAGGAUUUUGAGUUUGGAACUCCCAUUUUUAUUCAAGCAACUUUUUACUGAACAGAACCAGUCCUUGCUAUCGAGCAUAUCAAUGUCAUUAUGGAGUUUGUUUCAUGUGGUAGGCCGGCCAAAAUGCAUUCUGUCAGUAGGUAAAAUGUCCAGUAGCAUACUGGAUUUACUAGAGAUUUAUAAUGAGAGUUAUGAUAGAGAUUUCAUCACGGAGAAUGCACAAGAUAUUGGAGCAAUGGUGGUCAUAGACAGAGACCAAGAUUAUGCUUCCGGACUGCUAACUCCGGCUACAUACAGCGGUCUACUGAGCGAAAUCUUCGAUAUAACCUGUGGGUACCUAGAUCUAAACGUCAAGGAGACAAUGUAUAAGAAAGGCAAGCUCAACUUAAUACCUCAAGAGGAAUGUCCAACAAAAAACACUUUAAUGACUUUAGACAGCUCCUUAGAUAACUUAUAUGGUGAAAUAAAACAUAGGCAUUUCUCUGAAGUGUUGAGUGUGUUGAGUUCAAAAGCUAAACUGUUGAAGAAUGAGGACAUUAAGGCCUUGGGUAUACAGGAGAUGAAACACUUUGUGGCAACUAAAUUGCAGCAGGUAACACUGUUCAAACAGAAUCUAGUCAAUCACGUCCUAGCCUCCGAAACAAUUAUAUCGGAGAUGAACAAUAAAUUUGAGAACCUCACACUUACUGAGAGUGACAUGUUAAACAAUAGAAACAAGAAGUCAAAUUUUGCCUAUGUUGAUGAAAAUUUUGGCACAGACAUCCACAUUUACAACAGCCUAAGAUUAAUGUGUUUAUUAAGUCUUACACAGGGUCUGUCAUAUGACGAAUACAAUACGCUAGUCAGCAAAUAUUUAGUGGCGUUCGGAUACAAGUUUUUGUAUGUAUUUAAUAACUUAGUCAGCGCUGGCUUGUUGAUUCAGCCUUCCAGCCCCAAGCUGUCUUUAUCGAAUCUCGGUAACUUAACUUCGCAGUUGCCAAAAUGGCAGAACAGUUUUCAGUCAGUUGCAAACAAGUUAAAGCAGUUAUCGACACAAUCUGACGAUGGGAAGUCGCCAAAUUACGUGUUUAACGGCGGGUACACUCCUCUAGUCGCAAUACUGUGCAAUGCGUUGCUAACUUCGGACAAUCUGAUCGAAGUCCUCGGUAAACUCUCAGCACUGAACGAUUUGAAAGUCGGCGGGAAGGUCAUAGAUAAAUACAAAGUAGGUUUGGAGACUUUGAAUGAGAAAUUAUCGAAUUUAAACCUACAGAGCUUGGAAUUCGGUUACAAAGACGCUAGGACAUUGUUGAAGCAACUGAAAGAAAGUAAACAAAAUGAUUUUGUGUUGAAGCCUAGAACGAUAUUAGUGUAUGUUGUUGGCGGGGUCACUUAUGCAGAAAUCGCCGCUUGUAGUGUCAUAGAGACAGUUACUGCGAGCAAAAUAUACAUGGCUAGUGAUUGUGUUCUAAAUGGAAGCAAUUUGAUUGCUGCAAACAUGUUUUAAAUAUUCCAUAUAAUAU
Molecule: messenger RNA, 2014 nt
Organism: Aricia agestis (brown argus)
Lineage: Eukaryota; Metazoa; Arthropoda; Insecta; Lepidoptera; Lycaenidae
Gene: Vps33B
Product: vacuolar protein sorting-associated protein 33B
Exons: 2
Coding region: 70-1998 (642 amino acids)
Biological process (GO): intracellular protein transport; vesicle-mediated transport
Cellular component (GO): lysosome; CORVET complex
Source: RefSeq, a predicted model, not a curated record